AUGCGCGGCGGAGGGGCCCCGGCGCGGGGCCAGGCUGGGGCGGCGGCCGAGCCCGCCGAGCUCAUACGGCGCGCGCACGAGUUCAAGAGCCAAGGGGCGCAGUGCUACAAGGACAAGAAAUUCCGCGAAGCCAUCGGCAAAUACCACCGGGCUUUGCUGGAGCUGAAGGGGCUGCUGCCACCCCCCGGGGAACGGGAGCGGGACUCGCGCGCCGCCUCCCCGGGCGGGGCCCCCAAGCCCAGUCGCCUCUCGGAGGAGCAGAGCAAGACGGUGGAAGCCAUCGAGAUCGACUGCUACAACAGCCUAGCAGCCUGCCUACUCCAGGCUGAGCUUGUAAACUAUGAGCGAGUCAAGGAGUAUUGCCUCAAAGUCCUGAAGAAGGAAGGGGAGAACUUCAAGGCCCUUUACCGGUCUGGUGUGGCCUUUUACCACCUUGGGGAUUAUGACAAAGCACUCUACUACCUGAAAGAAGCAAGGACCCGACAGCCAACAGACACCAACGUGAUUCGGUAUAUUCAGCUGACGGAGAUGAAGCUCAGCAGAUGCUCCCAGAGAGAGAAAGAAGCCAUGUAACUAGGAGGCCUCUCCAGAGCUGCACCCACACCUCACCGGGGACAUAUGGAGAUGUCCGUACACCCCUGGUGGAGAGCCCCUCCUUGGGUUCUGUCUCUUUGUCCCCACUUCUUCCAGCUCCCCUUUUUUCUCCUUUCGCCCCUCAACUCUUUGUCUACUCCCAAUGUGAAAAGAAGGAGAGAUGCGAAUUUGGAAUCUGUUGGGUUGCCCAGACAAUGUUGACAUCGUCUUCUCUAGCAGGUCAGCAACUAAGAGGGGCCCAACUUCUGCCGGGAGAGCUGCAGAGGAGUUUCAAGGGUUGGGAAUGCCACUGUGGCAUUGACUUUAGCCAGUACGUCUGAUGAGGCAGAGCCUGGCAGGUGUACCAUCCCAAAGGUAGUGGGCACACAGCCCAUAGUCUGGACCCAUCUACACCUUCCUGAUGCUCAGAGCUUCUCAAGGCAAUGGUAACAAUUCCAGGGAUGAGACAAACACCAGAAGCAUUGGUUAAGCCAACAUGGAGACCAUGAAUUUGUGCACUGGAGUCCCCAUGCCCCUGGACACCUUAGCCCCGCCUCGCUCCCUCACUUGUUGUCUUGUGCUUCCUUCUCCUCCCCUUGGGGAUCCAGACUCUGCCAGGAUUCACAUGCCACUGAAGCCCACUCUCAGUGCCCUCUGGUGACCACACAUACCAUUCCCCCGUCCUCCCACCCAGCAGGCAGCUGUGACAGCAGAAGGGCAGGGUGACAUGCACCAAGGAUUGGGGUAGGGCAGACCACGUAGGUUAUAGGGGGAGGGAGAGAGGACGCCUAGGGGAAAGAGCAUUGUACAGGCUGGGGGACUGAACUGUGGACUAAUUAAGUGUAAAUAAAAAUAAGUUAACAGGCAGCAGUUCCUGUCAUUUCUGUUGAAAGCAGCCCACUCCCUCACUUUUACUCCCUCCCCCAAGCCUCCAACAGAGCUACUUAUAGCCAGGCAGGAUAGGACUUCCCCGAAAGCAAUUGGCCAUUUGUCCGGUGGUAUACAGUGUUGGCUACAGCCUUUGUGCUUUUAAGAGUGGGCUGGGAUUAUGGAGACUGUCCAGAGUCUUGGCUUUGUGGGAACUUGUUCAGCCUCUUUUUGAUGAAAUUAUCUGAACUCAGUAUCUAGCACGUAGAAUGUGUUCAACAAAUAUUUGUUGAAUGUAUAAAUUAUGACUGCAGACUGGCUCUCCUGCCUUAAACUACUUUUAUCCCAGCCUAGUUUCCUGAUAGCUAUGUUCUCUAUGCUAUGCCAUGUUGCUUCAGUAAACAAGAAACAUUUACUGAGGGCUUAUUGUUUGCCCAUCGUUGUGCAAUAUGCUGUGGGACAUCAGAUGUAGUCCCAGUCUUCAAAGAGAUGGAAGAGCUGAGAAAUGCAUAUGAGAUUAUUACCAAUGACACCUUUAACUUAUAUGAUGCUUUAAAAUUUUCAAGGCACUUUCAUGUAUUUUUUGUGUGAUUAGUGAAAAAGACAAUAUUGUACAAAAUUGAAAUAUAUACAGAUGCAAUAAUGUUAAUAGUUAGGAUUUAUUAAAUGCACUGUCUUCAGAUCUUUA
This is a messenger RNA of Galeopterus variegatus (Sunda flying lemur), 2128 nucleotides long. RefSeq names its product tetratricopeptide repeat domain 9 (gene TTC9). Lineage: Eukaryota; Metazoa; Chordata; Mammalia; Dermoptera; Cynocephalidae. Gene Ontology annotation, molecular function: protein binding. The record is from RefSeq and is a predicted model, not a curated record. Bases 1 to 573 code for a protein of 190 amino acids. The transcript has 4 exons.